Molecule: messenger RNA, 831 nt
Organism: Fomitopsis serialis
Lineage: Eukaryota; Fungi; Basidiomycota; Agaricomycetes; Polyporales; Fomitopsidaceae
Exons: 8
Coding region: 1-831 (276 amino acids)
Biological process (GO): ubiquinone biosynthetic process
Cellular component (GO): mitochondrial inner membrane
Molecular function (GO): 4-hydroxybenzoate polyprenyltransferase activity
Source: RefSeq, a predicted model, not a curated record
AUGCAUAUGGAGGUUCUCCAUCUAGACUCUACGCCGACCAUCCCCAUCUGCAAGUCCUACCAAAAGUUGACACGCAUCCACCUCUGGCCAGCCGGGACGGUGUUAUGGUGGUGGCCAUGCAUGUGGGGACUAACGAUGAGCGCAUACCGCCUCAAGACUCCCCUGCAGCAGAUAAUAAUCCAAGCGACCGUAUAUCUUCUGGCAUGCACAAUCCGACACAAUGCUGCUUGUAUCUGGAACGACAUCUGUGAUCGCAAUUACGACCGUCAAGUCGAGCGGACAAAGACGAGACCCAUCGCUGCCGCCAUUAUUUCCGUUCCCUCCGCUCUCCUCUUUCUUGGAGCGCACAUCGUGGCAUAUGUGGCGGUUAUCUAUCCUUUCUGCAAGCGUUUCACGAACUGGCCCCAGGCCGUCCUUGGCUUAGAUUCAGCUUGGGGUACUCCGAUUGCCUGGAUGACGAACGAUGCGACUAUGGAUUGGGCACUCAUGACGUGUAUAUGCCUCGGCAUUACUUGCUGGAUCAUACACCUCGACACUAUAUACGCUUGCCAAGACAAGAAGGAUGACGCGCGCAUCGGUAUCGGGUCCUGCGCCCUCCUCUUCGGAGACUACAUUCGCCCCAUACUCUCAAUAUUUGCCGCGUCAUUUGUUGUGCUCCUGACAUACGCCGGAACGCUGAACGGACAAGGACUGCCAUACUUCGUUCUUGGUGUUGGUGGCACAAGCAUACAUCUGGCCUGGCAGCUGAUGUCGCCUGAUUUGUCGAACGCUGACAUUGGGGCGCUCGUCUGGGCCGGGUUACUUGCGGACUAUGCCCGCAAGCUGGUGUGA